AUAGUCUUAUAAAAGACAACACGAAUCUCCUCCUUCACAAUAAUAAUCUUUGGCACAAACACCAACACUAACACAGUAACACAAACACAAACACAUGUAUCCCUAAUCUUCUCCAUACUCCCCACAAUCCUUGUUACAAAAUUGAAAGAAAUUAUUGUUACAUAUGUUAGGGAAGAGAAAAGACCAAUUAUGAUCGGAAAGUUGUCGGAGUUGUUAGUCGCCGGAGGCCGCGCCACCGCAGUUUUGGACACCAUAGGGAGUCCAAGAAGCCCUUUGGACAUGAACUUGAAGAUGCAAUCAUCAUCACCAAAGGGCUUAAAGAGCUAUGACCUUGGUGGUGUUGGCCUAGCAAUUGUGGUGGCACUUGACAAAUCCAAUUAUAACAAAGAAGGUAGUGAGAUUUUGCCAAAACAUGCCGUUUCUGUUUGUACUACACCAAACAACAUGAACCGGUACCGGUCUAGGCCAAUCCCGGUUCAUAACGAAAAACAACACCAAGAUCAUCAUGAGACUGAUGUUCCAAACUCCGAAGAUUACACAUAUGUGACGUAUCAUAUACCUAAUAACAAGACCAUCACUAAGGUUUACUAUGAUGGCGGUGAAGAAGGUGCGAAUCUAAGACAUGGUUACAGGAUUAUUAACAACAACAACAACAACUACUUUGGCGUUGGUAGAACAACAACAACCACCACCACCACCCCACCAACACAAAAUUUGGUUGUUGAAGGUGAAGCGUCGUUUCCCACAUCGGAUUUUCUCAGUUCAUGUCACCUUUGCAGAAAGAAACUCCAUGGCAAAGACAUAUACAUGUACAGAGGAGAGAAAGGAUUUUGUAGCCCAGAGUGCCGUUCAAGGCAGAUAAUGAUUGAUGAGAGGAAAGAGCUUUGUAGAUCAGAAGCUUCAAGAUCUGUGGAACUCUCAAGUUCACCAUACAAGGGACCAAAUGUUUUCAACUGGGAUUAUUGCCCUUUAACCUUAGGACUAUAUAUAUUUAUGAGAAUUUAAACACCUUGGUUGUAAUAAUAAAUUGUAACCAAAAGGAAAAUUUUGAUCGGAAUAAGAAUAGUUAUAGAGAUUUCUAAUA
This is a messenger RNA of Arachis stenosperma, 1084 nucleotides long. RefSeq names its product FCS-Like Zinc finger 13-like. The record is from RefSeq and is a predicted model, not a curated record. NCBI's taxonomy places the organism in Eukaryota, Viridiplantae, Streptophyta, Magnoliopsida, Fabales, Fabaceae.